Lepidothrix coronata (blue-crowned manakin) is the source of this 6761-nucleotide messenger RNA. It is a transcript of the gene BPNT2, whose product is annotated as inositol monophosphatase domain containing 1. Gene Ontology annotation, molecular function: 3'-nucleotidase activity. Gene Ontology annotation, biological process: phosphatidylinositol phosphate biosynthetic process. The record is from RefSeq and is a predicted model, not a curated record. The coding region runs from base 122 to 1198 and encodes 358 amino acids. Lineage: Eukaryota; Metazoa; Chordata; Aves; Passeriformes; Pipridae. The transcript has 5 exons. Gene Ontology annotation, cellular component: endomembrane system.
UGGAGCCGGUCCGGCCCCGCCGCAGCAGAGGGAGCGGAGCGCCCCGGCGGUGCCAUGGGGCUGUGCUGAGCGCCCGGCCCCGCCGCCCGCCCGUCCCGCGGCGCCCCCCUGCCCCCCGGCCAUGGCCCCUAUGGGCAUCCGCCUCUCGCCGCUCGGCAUGGCCGUGUUCUGCCUGCUGGGGCUGGGCGUCCUCUACCACCUCUACUCCGGCUUCCUGGCCGGCCGCUUCGCCUUCUUCAUGCUGAGCGAGCCGGCGGCCGCCGGGCCCGAGACGCCCCACGGCUCCGCCGCCGGUGGCGCCGUGGACCUGCGGGAGCUGCUGGCCGUGUCCGUCCUGGCCGCCACCAGGGGCGGGGAGGAGGUGAAGCGGGUCCGCGAGGGGAACGUCCUCAACGCCAAGGCGAAGGGGAAGACGCGGGAGGGGGCCGAGGAGCAGCUGACGACCGGCGACCUCCUCUCCAACCGCAGGAUGUUCUACCUGCUGAAGAGCGCCUUCCCCGCCGUGCAGAUAAAUUCUGAGGAGCGUGUUGACACAGCUGAUCAGGAGACAGUCCCUUGGGAUCACAGUAUUCCUGAAGACAUAAAGCAAAAAAUACAGCCUAAAGAGGUUCCAGCAGAAAGUGUUACUGUCUGGAUCGAUCCGUUAGAUGCUACACAAGAAUACACAGAGGAUCUUCGACAGUACGUCACCACAAUGGUUUGUGUGGCUGUAAAUGGUAAACCAGUAAUAGGAGUGAUACACAAGCCAUUCUCAUCAUAUACAGCUUGGGCAAUGGUGGAUGGUGGGUCGAACAUAAAAGCUCGUUCCUCCUACAAUGAGAAAACUCCAAGGAUUAUUGUAUCCCGCUCCCAUGCAGGAAAAGUUGAGCAGGUUGCACGGCAGACAUUUGGAAAUAAAACUGUGAUAAUCCCCGCUGGUGGAGCAGGUUAUAAAGUGUUGGCCCUCCUUGAUGUGCCUGAGAAGAAUCAAGAAGAAGCUGACGUGUAUAUCCAUGUCACCUACAUUAAGAAGUGGGACAUAUGUGCUGGAAAUGCAGUGUUGAGAGCAUUGGGUGGCCAUAUGACUACCCUGACUGGUGAAGAAAUCAGUUAUACUGGCUCAGAUGGCAAUGAGGGAGGACUUAUAGCCAGUAUCAACAUGAACCAUAAAGCACUAAUUGAAAAACUUCCAGAUCUGGAAAAAACAUCACACAAAUAAACAUGACUGAUGGAGAAGUACAAGUUGUGCUUUUGUAGCCUCCAGAUGCUCUGUCUGAAGAAGCAGGUAUGAAAACCUGCUGGGAAAGAUGCACAGCAAAGCAAAGCAGUUUGGUGUGGGUUUGAGGACUAUAUCCUGCAUUGGGUUUUCGUCAGUGGUGGUAUUUAAAAGAGAAUAAAAUAAUAAUAAUCAGAAGUAGGAAGGGGACUGAUGGCCUCACACAUCAAUUUUUAUGUUUUAUUUUUUUCAAACUGUUUUCAUGCAGUUCUCAUACUUAAGGUGCAUAUACCAUAUAUAUUAGUGAACGUAGGUGAACUAAAGCAAAAUCCAAAUUUUUUCAUAAAAUAACUUAAGUAUUUCUCACAGGAAUUUCUUGAAACCUUUUACAUCUUACUGUAGUUGUAGCAACUCCAUAAUGAAUUAGGUACUAAAAAAAUUUGAUUUGAAUAGGCAUCUGAUAACUGUGAACAGUUUUGUCAAGAAACAUGACCUCAUAUUCUGUAUCCCCUGAAUGGAAAGCACAAGAAGGUUGAUUCAAAUCUAUAUGCAGCAACAGUUUAUCUUUGACAGUGUGGCACUCCUGCUUUUUAAGAGAAAAAAAGAAAUGUUCUGUACUAUUUUAACUUCUUUCCUGAAGAUGUAAACCAGUUUUAGUUCAGGUGGGUUGUGAAUAUCGGUGUUUUAUUAAUCAGUGUAAUUAUUUCCAUAUACCUUUUUAAAAGAAGGCAGUGUUUCCUUGUAUAGUUUUUAGCAGUUACUUCUUGUCCUUGUUUUCUGUGUACAGUGUUGAAGAUGCAUGCUAGAUUUUUCUCUAAUGUAGGACUUGUUCAUCAUUUGGUGUUAGAGCCGAUUGAAGCAGCCUCUUCCUUCAGUACCUGUUAUUUUGUUUGUUUUGGGUUUUUUUUUUUGUUUGAAUGGAGUCAUAGGGAAUGGGUUUAACAGAAAUAGUAAGUUGACUGGUUAUUUCCAUUUACAACAUGAGAUAUAAACCAGCAAUUUUUCUGCAGCCCUUGAAAUAACUUUGUCUUUUUAUCUUAAGGUGCACUCUUUUCUGCAGAAAGCUCUUGAGCCAUCCCAAACAGCUUGUGGGUUGUGGUAAUGUACAUAGAGAGAGAGAGACCAUUUGAACUUGAAUCUGUUUAAACAAAUUUGAAGAACAUGUGGCACUUGAAGUACAGCAGGGUCUCCAGAACUUUACUGAAAAAUGUUCUUUCCAAUCCAGUAUAUACACAACAGAAUGUGAGUUCUUUGAUAUCAAAUGACAAUUUGUUGCACCUCUAAAAUGUGUGGAGCUCUAUCUGUAAAAAUGUAACCAUCUGCACUGUUGUUCUUUGCACCCCCUCAAGGGUUUCAGAAGGUUAAAAUAUACCUGUUGUUUGAAUUAUUGUAAAGAAGCUUCCCCUCUCUCCUCAAGAAAGCUAAAAUUUUUAAUUAAUACAGGUGUUUUCUGUUUGAAGUUUAAUCAGUAUAGACUUAGGUUGUUUAAACCUUAUUCUUAGUGACUUUAACUUCUUUCAUGCUAUUAAUCAGAACUGCAGUUCUGAGUCAAAAGAGGUUUUUCUUUUUAGAUCAGUAGUAGAGCGUGGCUAGAUAUUGAUUUUAACUUCUAGCUGAAGUUCACAUUUCCAGAAGAUCUUCUCAUAUGUUGCAGAACUAUGGAUACAGCCUUUUAUUCCUCAAUCUUACUGGCAAAGUAGACUGAAGCUUAGUCCUACUAGCCUUUUGGUACGGGUAGUUUUGUUUAGGGAGCGUUUUUUCUGACGUUAACACUAUUGCUGCUCUUUGAAAAUAGCUUUUACAUAUGUAGAUAAUACACAAAGCAACUUUACUUCCAGUUCUUAAAUUUAAUAAACUGCUAUAUGCUAUGACAAAUAAGCGAUUAUGCCCUUUUUGAAAAGGAUCUGAUCUAUUUCAAAAACUUGUUUAGUUUCUAAACCGCAGUGAAGAAUAAAAAGCCAGAUAUUUAUCAAGGUUUUAGUAAUAUACAAGAAGACUGCAGCUUUUUAAGGCUGAUUUAAAUGUCUUAGAGCCUAAUAAAAAAACCUGUUUAUUUGUUAAAGAAGACAGAUUAAAAUUUAAAUAUGAGAAAUAGCCCUAGUUAGCCUAGUGUAAAAACCCAUUUGUGUCACAGGGAUUGAAUGCACAAUAUUUAAAUAGGCAAUUAAGACAAAGGCUGUGGCAGGUUGUGAUUUUAGAUUCAGCCUGAAAUCAUGUGUAAACUUACCUUGUGAAAAUGUGACUGCUUUUAUUUUGGGUAUGCUUCUGUCACUUCCUUGCAUAAGCUGUAAUCAGACAGCUUCUGUAUGGGAAAUGAAAAAUAAGCUGUUAUGUAAUGUAUCAGGGCUUACUUGCAUCUUAGUUGAGGGAAAAGCAAAUACCUUAGGAAAAGCCCUCUCCUUCCUUCCAUGUGCUGGCUAAAGAGCCUAGUCUUCCAUUAGUGAGACUUGUGCUUGUUUGGACCCAUUUAUGUUCUGAAUUGCUUUGUUGCAAUGGAUCACAGUGUUCAGUACCUGUCACAGGACACCCUUAUUGGCCUAAUCUCACUUCCUGUGAAAUCGAAGGCAAGGUGAGAGUGCAAUGCCCAGUUGAUUACUUCUAGCAGAGCCUGAGCUCAAAGAGUUUUCUCACAGCUGCGGCUUAAAGUGGUGCUUGGGGUCUCCCACUCUAGUUUAAAAAGUAGCUGCUUUGGUAUGAGAAUAGGUAAGCAGCUGAUGAAUAUCAGUUUCUGAUGUAAUUUUGCAAUAAAUGUAACUGUUACACAGACCAGCAAAUAUUCAAAAGUGCUGGCUUAGCACACGUGUGCCAGUGCACUGCGUUGUUCGUACGACGUUAAUGCUCAGCACAUCCUAUUUCUUUGACUAUGUUUACACUCCAUUCUAAAUCAUUUUGCUGUUUUAGCUUAAAUACUUGUUUGGUCUCAGCAGUGUGGAUGUAAGCUUAUGCCCAGAGGGAUAGGAAAUGGUACCAUACCUGUAUUUCACUGCUAGGCUAGAACAUUGUUCUUUGCAUCCUAACCUUUUCCACAUAAAGCUGUCAUACCGUUUUUAGGGAUGCUACUUAAAACAAUUGCAUGAUGUAGGUCAGUCCUACGCAAGUAUAUAUUUUCUAAAAAUCGUGGUAUCAUCCUAGUUCCAAAUAAGAGAAGUAAGAGAAUGUAUUAUUUUAGUAUUGGUUUUCCAGUGAUGGAUUUUUUGAGUGGCUAUUAUGGUUAAGGUAAUUGAAAGUGAAAUUAUUCUAAAACCAUAUGUAUUUUCUCUUUUUCAUUCUGCUAAAAAGAGUGUAUGGUAGAUAAAUGAUACCUAGUACUGUACCAAGAGUCCUAGCUUUCAUUCCUUGAAUGAAUGUUUUCUAAAUAAAUGGACACAGAAAUAAAAGGGUUGAAUAUUGUACUUAACUGGUUUUGAGAUUAACCUGUUUGGCAGACUUUUACAGAUGGACUUAUAUAAGAGCUGUUCCAAUCUACAAAGCACAUAAUAAUAAUGAAAAUACUUAGCAGAGAUGGCUUACUUGGAUAGUGAGUUAACCAUAUAGGUGAAGCUGCAGUCAUCUAGUGAUGUUGGUUCAUACAUUUACUUUUACUUCGUGGUUGUUAGAGUGGGAAGAUUUUCUAGUUGGCUUCAGAUGUGGAGAAGAGUUUUGAUUUUUUUUAAAUGGCCAGUGGCUGGAGCUCAGGGGCGGGGAGAGUGGAGUCAGCAUUGGAAUUUAUCUCUGCUGUUUUGUUUAUAAACAAGUGUAUUCCAACAUCUUUGUAGCAUCCUGUUGUCUGUUGGAGUUGUGCAACAGUGGUUCAAUUUUGUGUACUCUUGGAUUAGCAGUGUAAAACCAGGAAUCUAUAUCCCCCAAGAACAAUGCAGAGACUGAGUGUUGUGCUGCACUUCUGCUGUGUUAUGCCAGCAGAGACUGGCUGCUUCAUUGUCUCAUAGAUGUCAUUCCAGUUGCAGUUUGUCUCAUAGCAAAACUGCUUUUCUAGGCUACUGUCUCCCCAGUUAUGCCCAACCUCUGCAUAGAUCUGUUUCCUGAGCAAACUAGAGAAGUGAAGAGGAAAGAAGCAGAUGACUGUGCUGAAGAAAUUAUAACACAAAACACUUAUUUCUAUUUCUUGAUUUUUAAAUUACAUUGAUCAUUUAAUUUCCCUCAUCUUUCAGGGGUUAGAUAAUAAUACAGUUAAAAUUCAAUGAACCACAAAUAAAUGCCUGUGAGAUUUUAAACCCAAGCUUGAUGAGAGUGCAAAGGACUGCCCGUAAUCAAGGUGAGCCUCAAUGGAUGGUUUUCUGUCAGGCCAUUCAUGCUGAGCCUUUCUUCAAUGCUUUGGUUUAGAUGUUUAGACCCUUUCACACAAACAGUUACAGAUUUGACUUUGCCAAAAUAUGCCUGAUGGUCUUAUCUUCUGAUCUGCUAUCCUUAAUGAUAAAACUGCACUAUAGCCCCUUCACUGUAAUGUAACUCACUGAGACAAGAAUAUGGUAACUCUCAGGACUCAAUUGCUUGAUCUGUGAACCACAGCUUCUGUUUGGCAGCUCUUACAACAAAGUGCUGGCACCUGCUGUGAGUGUCUCCCCACCCUACAAGCAGGUCGUGCCACUCACGGUUCAUAUUGAGAAGCUGUUGAAGCCUUCACUUCAUGGUCUUCAGAUGCCACAUCAGCUCUUUCAGCUCUUUUGAGAGAAGUUCAGAAGUGCUCAUCUGAUUUCUUACUGGAGCUCCCUCUGGAGCCAGUAAUUAGUGGUCACUUUUCCCUCUUUACUCUUCCUCUCUGUUCCUUUCUGAUCCUUGCUCCUUUCUUAGUCGAUAUGGAAAAGAAAAAUGAGAGAUCAAAGGUGAAGACAGUCACAAAAUGAGAGGGCCCCAGCAGUAAACUAUCCAGUUUAUCCUGAAGGUAUUAAUGUUUGGGACCAACAUCUAAUGUGCUGAUUGUACCAGAAGGGUAAUAGUUGCCAACAAAAUAAUGGUAACCUAGAGAUGUUCAUGUGAUUAGUGGUACUGAACAUGCAGAGAAGAUGCAAAUGGACUAAGGGGAAGUUAAACACACAAAAACAAAACAGCUUUUCAGUGUAGUCUUACAAGCAUUUGACAUUUGUGGCCUCCUGGGUGCAGAGCUUCAUUGGUUGUGAAAGAAGGUGCAUUGGCCCUCUGUGAAAGGCCUGAUUUUGUUGAACUCAAUAGCAGCAUUCCCACUGAACUCAUUGUGAGCAGAAACAAGCCAGAUAAAACAGGAACAGUAAAGUAAGUUCUGAAAAGCUCAACUUGUGUCAAUAGAGCAGAUGACCUGGGUUGUGUUAAACUUGCCUCUGGCAGCUUCAAUCUGCAUUCGGAAACAUCAUCCCAGUGUCUUGAGAUUCUAAGUCUUUCAGGUUUUUUUAUGGUCUACAAUUGAUAGAGCCUACUUUUAGAUAAUCUUAUUUCCUAACCCAAUUUUUCCUUAUUUGUAAUUCACAUUUCAUUUUUUCUCUCCAAAGGACUGGCAACACUCCAGCAUUUUUCCUGUUGUCCCACCAAAUUGUAUUAGCAUUUUCCAACUGUGUGCCAAAUUGAAAUAAUUCUAUAAAUAAACUCUCUGAAACUA